Messenger RNA from Rosa rugosa (rugosa rose), 758 nucleotides. Its product is annotated as small ribosomal subunit protein bS21c. The record is from RefSeq and is a predicted model, not a curated record. The coding region runs from base 61 to 594 and encodes 177 amino acids. The transcript has 2 exons. NCBI's taxonomy places the organism in Eukaryota, Viridiplantae, Streptophyta, Magnoliopsida, Rosales, Rosaceae. Gene Ontology annotation, cellular component: ribosome. Gene Ontology annotation, biological process: translation. Gene Ontology annotation, molecular function: structural constituent of ribosome.
GAACAAUAGAUAACACCAAAAUCAGAAGGUCCACGAUUUUCACCGAACUCAAUUGAAUCCAUGGCUGCCUCAUCCUCUCUCUGCAACUUCCUCUCCUUCCUCACACCCUCAAAGCCCCCAUCACAAGCCAAACCCCCACCACCCCAUCUCCAUCUCUCCCAAACCCAGAAGCCCAGAGACGCCUUCGUCCCUCUUGUCGCCCAACCUGGUCCCUCUUUCUCUUCUUCCUCUUCGGAAUUGGAGUCCGUCAUGAACCCCUCUCUGGCUUAUGCCAACACUCUCUUCUUCAAGUCGGCUUACAAUGUCCAAGUCAUCGUCGACGAGGGCGAGUCCGAGGAGCGCCUGCUCAACCGGUUCCGGCGAGAGGUGAUGAGAGCUGGCGUCAUCCAGGAGGUUAAGAGGAGGAGGUACUUCGAGAACACUCAGGAUGAGAAGAAGCGCAGGACUCGCGAUGCUGCUAAGCGCAACAAAAGAAGGCGUACCUUUUCGAGGCCUCCGCUUAUGCAGAACAGGGGGCAGGAAGUCCCUGUACAGAAGAAGAGUGAUGAGGACGAAGAUAACUGGGAUCUACCUCAGGGAGACAUACCCUAUUGACCACAUUGUACCUUUUGUUGGUAUAUUUGUCACCUUGAUUUAGAGAGGCUUUUGGUUCAUGUAAGUUGCACAAUUUGAUUCAGUUACUCUUCGGUUCACUCUGUGCAUACUGCAUUUUAUGAGUUUCUAAUAUUGCUUCAAUAUGAGUGUGUACUUUGUGCUGA